This is a messenger RNA of Loxodonta africana (African savanna elephant), 2823 nucleotides long. It is a transcript of the gene IL17RA, whose product is annotated as interleukin 17 receptor A. NCBI's taxonomy places the organism in Eukaryota, Metazoa, Chordata, Mammalia, Proboscidea, Elephantidae. The record is from RefSeq and is a predicted model, not a curated record. Gene Ontology annotation, molecular function: interleukin-17 receptor activity. The transcript is spliced from 12 exons. Bases 109 to 2667 code for a protein of 852 amino acids.
GGCUGAGCAGAGUGGAGUCAAGACUUCCAGCCGAAGGAAAGUUCCGGGACGUUCCCACGCUAAGCCCCCCGUCCCGGGCCGCGCGCCCUCCGCGACAGUGCCGGGGCCAUGGGGGCCCAGCGUUGCGUACCACCGGUCUUCCUGGGAACCCCGCUGGGGCUGUUGCUAUUGCUCCAGACGGUGUCCGCCCUGGGUCGCUUCUCCCUGCGGCUCUUGGACUAUCCGAAGCCAGACUGCUCCCAGCCGGGGCUGGACUGCAGAGUCAGGAAUAGUAUGUGCCUGGAUGACAGCUGGGUCAACCCUCAAAACCUGACUCCCUCAUCCCCGAAAAAUGUCCAAACCCAGCUGCGCUUUGUCCACACCCGGGAUGGAGACCUAGUCCCUGUGGUUCACAUCGAAUGGACAUUGCAAACAGAUGCCAGCAUCCUUUACCUUAAGGGCGCGGAGUUAUCUGUCCUGCAGCAGGACACCAAUGAGCGUCUGUGCGUCAAGUUUGAGUUCCUCUCUAUACUGGAGCAUCAUCCCAAGCGGUGGCGUUUUAACUUCAGCAACUUUCAGGUGGAGCCUGGUGAGAAGUACGAGGUGAUCGUUCACCACCUGCCCAAGCCCUACCCCUAUGGGGACCCAAACCACCAGUCCAGCAACUUCUCUGUGCCUGGCUGCGAGGACCCCAGGAUGAAGAUAACCCCACCAUGUGUGAGCUUAGGCAGCCUGUGGGAUCCCAACAUCACAGUGGAGAAACUGGAGAACCACCAGCUGCUGGUGAGCUUCACCCUGUGGAACGAAUCCACCGAGUAUCAGAUCCUGCUGGACAGUUUUCCGCACAUGGAGAACCUCACCUGCUUUGAACAUAGACAGCGUGUUCUCGCGCCCAGACAGGAGAAUUUCCACCAGCGGUGCAAUGUCACGCUCCCUCUACAUGGCUUUAAUUGGUGCUGCCGCCAUCAAGUGAAGAUCCAGCCUUUCUUCAACAGCUGUCAGAAUGACUGCAUCAGACACACCAUGAACAUUAGCUGCCCAGAAGUUCUAGCUAUUCCGGACUACAUGCCCCUGUGGGCGUACGGGGUCAUCACUGGUGUCGCCAUCCUGCUGGUGAGCUCUGUGAUCCUGUUCAUCGUCUGCAUGACUUGGAGGCUGCCUGGGUCUCAUGAAAAAUGUGACAAUAACACCAAAUACACUGAUGUCCCGCUCAUGGCUGACCUGACUCCUCCACCCCUGAAGCCACGGAAGGUCUGGAUCAUCUACUCAGCCGACCAUCCCCUCUACGUGGAUGUGGUCCUAAAGUUCGCCCAAUUCCUGCUCACCGUCUGUGGCACCGAGGUGGCCCUUGACCUGCUGGAGGAACAGGUCAUCUCUGAGGUGGGGGUCAUGACCUGGGUGGGCCGCCAGAAGCAGGAAAUGGUGGAAAGCAACUCCAAGAUCAUAGUCCUAUGCUCCCGAGGCACAAGGGCCAAAUGGCAGGCCAUCCUCGGCUGGGAGGAGCCCGUCAUCCAUUUGCGGUGUGACCGCUGCAAGCCUGCCGGGGAUCUUUUCACGGCGGCCAUGAACAUGAUCCUACCAGACUUCAAGAAGCCAGCCUGCUUUGGCACCUAUAUUGUCUGCUACUUCAGCGACAUCAGCGGUGAGAAUGAUAUCCCCGACCUCUUCAACAUCACUUCCAGAUACCCACUCAUGGACAAAUUUGAGGAGGUUUACUUCCGCAUCCAGGACCUGGAGAUGUUUGAACCCGGCCGGAUGCACCGCGUUGGGGAGCUCACAGGGGAAAACUACCUGCAGAGCCCCAGCGGCUGGCAGCUCAAGAAAGCCAUGGAGCGGUUCCGGGAGCAUCAAACUCAGUACCCUGAUUGGUUUGAGCGCGAGAACCUUUGCUUAGCUGAUGACCAGGACCUGCCGUCCCUCGAUGAAGAGGUGUUCGAGGAGCCACUGCUGCCAUCAGGAGGAGGGAUCGUGAAGCAGAAGCCCCUGGUGCGGGAGCCUGCCUCUGAGGGCUGUCUGGUGGUAGAUCUGAUUAUUGGCAAGGAAGAAGAAGUCUCAAGGCUAGAACCUCAGCUGCAGCACCAGGGGGAGCUGGCAGCCCAGAGUCUCCAGACAGUGGUGCUCCCUGUGGAGAGGGUCCCACCAGCACAAGCAGUGCUGCCCAUGCCUCUUGCUGACGGGAGCGGCGCAGCCAGCCGGCUAGCCGUGGUGGAGGAAGCCAAGGCCUGCCCCCUGUUGGGGGCCCCUGGCCCACAGCGGAACAGUGUCCUCUUCCUCCCUGUGGAUCUGGAGGCAUCACCUCUCUGCAGCACCCCGGUGGAGUCACCCGACCACCUCCCAGAUGACGUAAGGGGGCAGCUCGAAGGCUUGAUGUUGUCACUCUUCCAGCAAAGUCUGAGCGGCCAGGUCCAGGAGGUCCUCAAAGACCUCCACACGCCCUACGAGGAGGAGCAGAGGCAGUCGGUGCAGUCCGACCAGGGCUAUAUCUCCAGGAGCUCCCCGCAGCCCCCCGACGGACUUACAGAAAUGGAGGAAGGGGAAGAAGAGCAGGACCUGGGGAAGUCAGCCGAGCAACUCUCUCCCGAGGACCUGGAGAACCUGAGGAGCCUCCAGCAACAGCUCUUCUUCCAAGAGCUUCAGAAGAGCUCUGGCUGGGACAGCGUGGAGCCGGAGAGGCUGUCUGUGGAAUAACAGGCAUCCUGGCAGGCAUCGCCUAGACCCAGAGUGUUGAGAGAAAGCUGUGUGUGUACAUGAGCGUACACGUGUGUAUAUAUGUAUAUGUGUCCAUGGGUGUGUAAGUUCAUGUGUGUAGUGUACAUCUUUGAAAUAUAAAUGUCUUGAUUCUUA